AUGGGUUGGACACUCACCGGUCUUGGGGCGGCUUUGGUCAUUGUCGUCGUGGCUGGCGCAGCCCUGGCGCUCUGCAGAAGGUACUGCAUCGGCUGGCAAUGGGGCACCAGAAACGUGUGGAACGUCUGCGAGGAAUGGCGACAAAGGCUGUCCUGGCUGUGGGCGCCUAGAGAAGAAAAGGUUGGCCUGGUGAAAGCACAAUAUCCACCGGCGCAGACAAUCCCCGGAUUGUAUCGACAAACCAGAAACGCGUCUGAGCAUUUGCUUCAUAGCGACAGCGAUCUCAGGCUCGACGCGCAAGGAGCUUUUACAAGAUUCGAGUCAGUGGACCGAGAUCUCCAUCCGCCUCUGAGCACAGCCAGUAGCGCGAUACCUCCUCAGCCAUUAAGGCCAGCGCCCCAACCAAGGCCGACCGCGCGUCCAAGGCCGUCUCCACUUCAGACCUCGAGUACCGUGGACUACCGACGAAUGCAGGAGUCAGGUCCAGGGCCGUUAACACCGCCGCCCCCGUUGCAACGACCAUCAGUACCCUCGAGAUCAUCCGGGCCGUCGGUAUUUCUCUUCCAAACACCGUCGAUCCAAAACUACGGAUUGCACGGGACGUCGAAUCAGGCGUCGUUCCGAUACGAGGACGACGAUCGUGCAAACACGAUCGCCGAGAGCAUGCACAUGGACUCACGAUUAAGGUACGAGCUCGAGGAAGAACGACGGAACGAGAAACGGUGCAACAAUCCCUACCGACAAUUCGACGGCAACGUCGAACCGUCGACAAGAAUCAGAUACAGUGUGCACGGUUCACCAAUGACUACCAUGGACGACAAGGACGACGAAGACAGCAACAUGAGCUACGGCAGCUACGACAUCGUCCAAAGAAGCCACAUGCUACGUCAGCACGCCAGGAAUGAUACCCGCGUAUCUCCAAGCGGUUACGGAAUGACGAGUUCCACGAAUGCCGCCAGUCAAACGAUCAUCGAGCCGAUGUACGGGCCCGCCGCGUUGUCGAAGAUGCUGCAGAGUACUCAGAGCCUGGGCAACGACCUCGAUCGCAAGAGCAACGAGACCCAGAGCAUCGAGAUGACGCCGUUCAGAAGCUACAGCCUACAGGACGACAUCGACACGUCCUACUUGGGCAGGGAGUCGCAAGGCUUGCAAAAGGUCUCGCAGUACAUACGAAGCCUGCCCGAUCUUCCUAUUUACGACUCGAUGAACGAGCUCGAGUUACACCAGAAUCAGGAUCACGUGAUGUACGACGACGACACGAUCGCCGAGCCGAUCAACGGGAUGAACUUUAACAGCGACUCGACCCCAAGCCCGGUGCCGCCGCCGCCACCUGCGCCCCCCGAUCCGCUCCAAGAUGUGCCAAAAAAGGACGGUCAGACCACCGGGGAGAGGAUUUUCAACGCUCUCAGGCUGGUCACCUCGCAGGGUUACAUGGACGGGUCGAAGUUUUACAAUUCGAUCCUAUCCUCACCCCAGCCAAUGCAACGUUUCUCUUUUUCAUCGAGAUUUCCGUCACUGAUAGACGAUAGCAUCAAUAGUCAGUUGCAGAACGACAUCCAGGAUAUUUACGGCGAGAAUGAUUCCGACGUGAUAGGUCUUGACGGUUCUAAACGUAGCUCCGAUCUAUACAGUCCUGAGUUGAACUUGGAAGCUCAAAGAACUGCGCAAGAGGUGUACAAUAGUUUACAAAACCCUCCGUCUUCACCGUUAUUACUUAAAGAUCACAGUCCAGAAAUCUACGCCUACGAGACUGAUCCUAGCUUUACAAGAACUUCGGAGGAUAUUCUAAAUAGUAUCGAGCAAAGAAGAAAAAGCAUGGAAAGGCAAAACGUUAUCUUCAGCGAACUCAGCGAGCUCGAGGACGCUCACGCGAUGAGAAUGCGAAGCAGUCAAGAAUUUCCCAGCGUUCUCGACGACAUGCCGCUGACACAAAGAUCGUCUCAGCGCCUACAGGAGGCGUUCAUCACGAAUUACACAAUGACCGUCUACAAUGGGUUCAGUCCCGGAAGUCGUCGUGGAUCCCAGGGACCGGAACCAGAGCCGCCGCCGGAUGAUUCGAACCUGAAGAGGGCAUUAAGUUGCGAGAGCGUGUGUUCGGACACCAGCAUAGUGAUCGAUGACCUCGAACAGGCGCUUGUCGUCGGUCAGGUCUGCGUCGGAGUCGAGUACGAUAGCUGUCGCGGGGCUGAGAACGAGUUUAACGUCGCGAGGGUUAGUGUCCUCGAGGCGAAGGAUCUCGUUACACCCGAUGGCCAGCGUGCACAAAACACAUACGCCAGAGUGUGUCUAUUGCCGGACAGACAUCAGUACCAAAGGACCAGACUGUACAAGGGAACUUCGUCGCCCAGUUACCAGGAAAACUUCCUGAUCGGGCUUCGUGGCGAUCCCACCGGCAGGACUCUUCUGAUCGAAGUGUUCUCCAGUAUGGACGGCGAGGACAUUCUUAUAGGAACGGCCACGUUUCAAUUCGGACCUAUACCAAGGGCGCCAGCAACCACAUGGUUGCCUCUUGCAGGGUCGCCAACGCCGCGCUUGGGUGAAUUAAGGUUCUCUUUGAGCUACUUGCCGACAGCUGAAAGACUCACUCUAGUCGUCGUCAAGGCUAAGAACUUGCGCGGCAUCAGCAGUGUGCCUGGAGACUUUUUCGUGAAGGUUUACUUGCUGCAACAAGGCAAGAAGACGCAUAAAAAGAGGACGUCUGUAAAGAAGGGCGAAAACAGUCCAAUCUUCAACGAGGCGAUUAUUUUUAACGUGCCCACUCACAUUCUACAGAAUAUCCAAUUAAGAUUAACAGUGGCUCAAAUGAACAGCGAUCAGAGCGUAAGUUCGAAACCGUACUCGGUUGGACACAUUAUCGUGGGACCCACGUCGACUGGAAGGGCGUACGAGCAUUGGGUGCAGAUGCUUGCGAAGGUCAGGCAUCGGGUCACCAAGUGGCAUCCACUCAGGAAAUGA
Molecule: messenger RNA, 2955 nt
Organism: Dufourea novaeangliae
Lineage: Eukaryota; Metazoa; Arthropoda; Insecta; Hymenoptera; Halictidae
Exons: 14
Coding region: 1-2955 (984 amino acids)
Biological process (GO): regulation of calcium ion-dependent exocytosis; calcium-ion regulated exocytosis; cellular response to calcium ion
Molecular function (GO): SNARE binding; calcium ion binding; phosphatidylserine binding
Source: RefSeq, a predicted model, not a curated record